UCUUAAAGCCUGGAGUUACAGCUUUCCCUGCCUGAAUAUGGUGAUCUGUAACCAGUGUCCAGAUCAAGGACUGGAAAGUCUAUUCAUCAUGCAACAACUGACUGAGGCUUCAGAGUUCCUGCAUGACUCUUUAGAAGAAGACAACAUGAAGUUCUACUCCCCACCUACACUGAUGAAGCUGGCAAGACAGAGUCUACUGAGGGACGAGUACUUGGCCAUUUCUGCUCUCAAAGACCUGCCCAAUAUGAUGUUCCCAGAGAUGUUUAAGGAGGCAUUUAUUGGUGGACGUACAAAGAUCUUGACUGCCAUGAUACCUGUGUGGCCCUUCCCAUGCCUUUCUGUAGGAAUGACGAUAAAGGACCUCAGCCUAGACAUUUUGAAGGCUGUUCUUGAGGGGAUAGAUAUACUGAUUUCAAAAACAGUUCUUUCCAGUAGGUGCAAACUCAGAGAGGUCAAUUUGAGGGAUACAGGCCUUGAUUUGGAUGGGAUAUGGGCUGCACCCCAUGAAGUUGAAGGCUUACCAGAGUUCAUAGAACAGGAGCAGCCAGUUGACAAUAGUCCUGACUACGGGCCAAAGAACAAAUUGAAGGUGACAACAGAUCUCCAAUUCAUGGAGGGCUGCCUUGAUGAAUGUGCCACUUACUUGUUACAGUGGGCCUAUCAGAGAGAAGCUUUCAUUCAUCUACACUGUAGAAAACUGAAAAUUAAUGGCUUAACCAAANCCACAGUCAUAGAAAUGUUCAAAACUGUNCAUGCAGAAUGUAUAGAAGAUCUGGAACUAUCUUGUCUUUUCCUAGAAGAUUUGGAUUUUCUUAAUCCCUACCUGAAACAGAUGGACUGUCUUCUCUCACUCACACUAGAUGAGAUCACAGAUACCCCCAAUAUGGGUGAUUAUACAAAUCUUGAUGAGGAGAAAAUAAUUACAGUGAUUUCUCAACUUCCCACAUUCCAUCAUCUCCAGGAACUCUAUGUAUAUGGUGUCAUUUUUAUAGAAUGCCUCAGGUGCCUGAAGAAGCCCUUGGAGGUACUUUCUAUCAUUGACUGUGACCUCUCACAGUCAGACUUGGAUUACCUGCCCUAUUGCCUGAAUAUUUGUGAGCUCAGAUCUCUCCACCUGACUGAUAUACGUUUAAGUCAUCUACUUCUUGAGCCCCUAGGGUUUCUCCUUGAGAGAGUUAGACAUACCCUGAAAUUCCUGCAAUUGAAAUCAUGUGAAAUGGGGGAAACUCACUUCAAUGCCCUGCUGCCUGCCCUAAGUCAAUGUUACCAACUCACAGAAGUCAAUUUCUAUGGCAAUGAACUGUCUCUGCUUUUCCUGAAAAAACUUCUACACCACACAGCCAAGCUUAGCCAGCUAACUGAUGAGCUGUACCCUGCCCCUCAGGAGUGCUAUGAUAACAGGGAUGUAGUACUAUCACAUAAAUUAGAAAAUAUUUGUCCUGAGCUCCUGGAUAUACUCAGGACCAUAAGACAGCCCAAGAAGGUCACCUUUGUUACAAUCCAAUGCUCCAAGUGUGGUGGGUCCUAUGUUUAUGAUCUGGAGACCCAACGUUGCUCUUUUGAAAAAAACCCUCCCUGGGGUUGAUUUUGGAAGAGAGAAAUGGUAGCUUAGUGUUGGGGAUUGAUGAAAUCCUAAGUGAAUGUCUUUUCCUGGAAGGAGCAUAGAUAUGUCAACCACCUAAAUGUCUGAGACACACUGGAAAGAAAGGAUUGUCCUCAGAGCUGGUGAAGAGUAUUGCAUCUACAAAAGAUGAUAAGCACUAUUUUGUUCUCUAGGAUUAUUGUAGUUUGAGUGUGUUAAAAUACAGGCAACCUUUCAUGAGAAUGUUGUUCCCCUCUGUUGCCUGCAUACAAUAAAUAUGUUGACUUUCUGGGGUGCUGGUAUGUCUCUAUCAGAGCAAAGAGCCUAAUCAUUCCCAGAAUUUU
Molecule: messenger RNA, 1926 nt
Organism: Mus pahari (shrew mouse)
Lineage: Eukaryota; Metazoa; Chordata; Mammalia; Rodentia; Muridae
Product: oogenesin-2-like
Exons: 5
Coding region: 38-1585 (515 amino acids)
Biological process (GO): positive regulation of cell population proliferation; negative regulation of cell differentiation; negative regulation of apoptotic process
Cellular component (GO): cytoplasm
Source: RefSeq, a predicted model, not a curated record